CCCGGGCAUUCUGUCUAACUCCCAUCUCAUUCUCAUCUUCAUCUCGCUUUGCGUUGUUGUCCAGAGCUAUAUCCUCCACCACCACCACCACAACCGCACCAGAAGCCCAUACCGGCUCGUCGCCCCCCGCCUUUCCGUCUUUGCUCGCGGCAAGUUCCACAUGCACUAGUAGUACUACUACCCAGGAGUCUUUGUUUUGUUCCGGCUUUCAAAUCAGGGGCAACGACAGACAGAUCCGCGGCUUUCUCGAAUUGGUUUUAGCUGCGUCGAUCCUGCAGGUCCAUCAAAUCCGAAGGGAAGCCACCCAACCAGACAUCAAAUCACCUCAUCACAUCAAAUCAAAGGGGACCAAAAGGAUAUCUCUACCGCCCCGCCCCCGCCCCGCUCGUAUAAAAUUCCCCUUUCACACACCCGCUAUUAAUUCCUUGCUUCUUCCUCAACACCUACUGGUCUCUCCAUUGUAAUUUCUUGCGAUCCGUUCGAGCUCGAUCAAAGCAAGAAGCCACCCACACAUCAUCCUUAGCCGUAGCAGUGGUACUACUUGCUGCCGAGCGAUCAGCACAGCUACUACAUACAUUCAUAAUGUCGUCGUCCUCCUCCUCCUCGUCGGCUGUCUUCAACCUGGACCACCUCGCGCCGUCCCCCACCGAGCAGCUCUGCUACGUCCACUGCAACUGCUGCGACACCAUCCUUGCGGUCGGCGUGCCGUGCAGCAGCCUGUUCAAGACGGUGACGGUGAGGUGCGGCCACUGCGCCAACCUGCUCUCCGUCAACCUCCGCGCCCUCCUGCUCCCGCCCGCGGCGCCUCCAGCGAACCAGCUCCAGUUCGGCCACUCAUUGCUUUCCCCUACUUCCCCACAUGGCCUCUUGGACGAGGUUGCGUUCCAGACGCCGAGCCUUCUGAUGGACCAGGCGAGCACCAACCUGAGCGGCUUCACGGGCCGCAGCAACAGCAGCUGCGCCAGCAACCUGCCGGCGAUGCCGAUGCCUGCCGCAAAGCCUGCGCAGCAGGAAACCGAGCAGUCGGCCAAGAGCGCCCCAUCGGCGAACAGGCCUCCGGAGAAGCGUCAGAGAGUCCCAUCCGCGUACAACCGCUUCAUCAAGGAUGAGAUCCAGCGCAUCAAGGCCGGCAACCCGGACAUCACUCACCGCGAGGCCUUCAGCGCAGCCGCAAAGAAUUGGGCCCAUUUCCCGCACAUUCACUUCGGCCUAAUGCCGGAUCAGGGAUUCAAGAGGACCUUCAAGGCUCAGGAUGGCGCUGAAGAAAUGCUUCUCAAGGACGGUCUCUAUGCUGCGGCCGCGGCCGCGGCUGCCAACAUGAGCGUCACUCCACUUUAAUUACAUAGCUAAUGAGCAAGCCUCUCAAGCACUGCGGACGUUCGCAUCUAACUCUCUUGUGCGGCUCCAAUCUAGGGUUCCUUGUUAGAUAUCAUCAAUAUCGCGUGUGUGUUAGACUUAGUACUUUCAUUUCUGUCUAUUGGGGCCGGGAACGGAGAAUCGAGUUGAAUACCUAUGUUUCUCGGCUCUCAUGAUAUAGGUGUAGUAAGUUGUCUUCUAUGUUUCCAUUACUUCGUCUUUUCUAUGUUUACCUUCUCACUUGUAGAAAACUAGGAGUGUCUUAUGUUUUCAGCAUCUAGUGAUGUAUGUCUUUCUUCCCUUGCAUGCAUUUUCAUUCAAUGAAAAACAAUUCAUCUUUUCAUGGAA
This is a messenger RNA of Hordeum vulgare subsp. vulgare (domesticated barley), 1704 nucleotides long. RefSeq names its product protein YABBY 4-like. NCBI's taxonomy places the organism in Eukaryota, Viridiplantae, Streptophyta, Magnoliopsida, Poales, Poaceae. The record is from RefSeq and is a predicted model, not a curated record. The coding region runs from base 583 to 1338 and encodes 251 amino acids. The transcript has 7 exons. Gene Ontology annotation, cellular component: nucleus. Gene Ontology annotation, biological process: fruit development; abaxial cell fate specification; regulation of shoot apical meristem development.